Messenger RNA from Myxocyprinus asiaticus (Chinese sucker), 7032 nucleotides. Its product is annotated as tight junction protein ZO-1-like. Gene Ontology annotation, molecular function: cell adhesion molecule binding. The transcript has 30 exons. Gene Ontology annotation, biological process: cell-cell adhesion; cell-cell junction organization; protein localization to cell-cell junction. Gene Ontology annotation, cellular component: bicellular tight junction; plasma membrane. The record is from RefSeq and is a predicted model, not a curated record. Bases 401 to 5971 code for a protein of 1856 amino acids. NCBI's taxonomy places the organism in Eukaryota, Metazoa, Chordata, Actinopteri, Cypriniformes, Catostomidae.
CACACGCACGAACGCGUGAACGCCGAGCCGCAGAGAGAGAGAGAGAGCGCGCGCGCGUUCUAACCAGAAGUGGCAGAACGCAUGAGUGGCGGGAAAAAGAAUGCCCAUCUCGUGACUAAUAACGAAUGGACUGGCGAGCUUUCUAUUCCUAAUACGACACGAGCAGACUGUUUUUGGUGUCAUGGGUGGCUGCGGCGUGCUCCCUCCCCGGGAGUGUUUCCCUCUCGGUGCUGCUACGGCUGCUGGAAAUGGCGCUGUGAUGCUCAACAAGGAAGACGCAGUUGAAGCCGAUGCCAGGGAGUAGACGGAGAAGGCGGAGAGUUUAAAUUAUUAGUAGUAGUACCUGCGCUUGUAUUUUGGUGCGGAUUUUUGUGUUUUAAAAAAAGCGCUGAACCAAGCCAUGGUGAAUUACCAGAAAUACAUAACUGUAAUGCAGCUGGCUCUAGGGGUGACAGCCUACAACAGAGAUCGUAGCCUGCCUCCGAGAAAACAUAUGUGGGUCUUCCCCAAACACGACAAAGACAAAUACGGACCUGCAGUUUACUAUCCCAAGGUUCACGGCUUCAUCCACACCCCAGAACUCUCUCUUUUGGAAGAAUCGGAGGGGUCGGUGCAUGGCAAACCAUCCCUGCGCAGAAUCAAGGGCCGAAUUCACCGCAGCAAAAGCCUGGACAGCAUCGACCUACUGGACUCAAACAGUGCAGCAAUGGAGGAGACGGUAAUAUGGGAACAACACACUGUAACUCUACACAGGGCACCAGGGUUUGGCUUUGGGAUCGCUAUCUCAGGUGGCAGGGACAACCCUCACUUUCAGAGCGGGGAAACAUCCAUCGUCAUAUCUGAUGUGCUGAAAGGAGGCCCAGCUGAGGGCUUGCUGCAGGAGAAUGACAGAGUGGUGAUGGUCAAUGCAGUCUCCAUGGAUAAUGUGGAUCACGCAUAUGCAGUGCAGCAGCUAAGGAAAAGUGGGAAGAAUGCAAAAAUAACCAUCAGGAGAAAAAGGAAGGUACAGGUCCCCAUGGGCCGACUGGGCGAGCGCGAGACUAUGUCUGAGCAUGACGAGGAUGAUGACAGCUACGAGGACGAGAUCUACGAGUCACGGAGCGCACGGAGCGGGACCAGUGCAUAUAGCGGGGGUGGGGCCACAGGCCGGAGGAGCAGCAGGGGCGACCGGCUGAGCGGGAGGAGGGACCGGGACAGAGAGCGCAGCGGCUCCAGAGAGAGGAGUCUAUCCCCACGCUCGGACCGCCACUCUGUGUCCUCCAACCUUCCCCCACGCCCAGCCAAGGUCACCCUCAUCAAGUCCCGCAAAAAUGAAGCAGAAUAUGGGCUUCGCCUGGCCAGCCACAUCUUCGUAAAGGACAUUUCCCCCGAGAGCCUGGCGGCCCGAGAUGGAAACAUACAGGAGGGAGACGUAGUGCUCAAGAUUAAUGGCACAGUGACGGAGAACCUGUCCCUGAUCGAUGCUAAGAAGCUCAUCGAGAGGUCAAAGGGCAAGCUGAAGAUGGUGGUGCAGAGGGACGAGAGGGCGACCCUGCUCCAUAUCCCCGACUUGGACGACAGCAUACCAUCAGCCAAUGCCUCUGAUAGAGAUGAUAUUUCAGACAUCCACUCCGUGGCCUCCGAUCAUUCCAACCGAUCCCAUGACCGGAAAAGGAGCAGUCGCUCGCGAUCUCCGGACCGCCGGUCAGAGCCCUCGGAAAACUCCAGACACUCUCCGCCACAGAUCAGCAAUGGCAGCCACAGAAGUCGUGAGGAGGAGAGGAUCUUGAAGGCUGGGCCACUCCCCCUACCUGCUAAGAUGGUGGAGGAAUCUCCCAAAGAGCAGACCGCUGUCAGAGAAGAGAAACAGCUACCCCCUCUGCCAGAGCCCAAGCCAGUAUACGCCCAACCCGGCCAGCCUGAUGUGGACCUGCCCGUAAGUCCAGCGGACGCCCCUGUGCCAAGUGUCACCCACGACGACAGUAUCUUACGGCCGAGCAUGAAACUGGUGAAGUUUAAGAAGGGCGAGAGUGUUGGGUUGAGACUCGCGGGCGGUAAUGAUGUUGGUAUAUUUGUGGCGGGUGUUCUGGAGGACAGUCCUGCUGCUAAAGAGGGCCUGGAGGAGGGAGACCAGAUUCUCAGGGUAAACAAUGUGGACUUUGCAAACAUCAUCCGUGAGGAGGCAGUGCUGUUUCUGCUGGACCUGCCCAAAGGAGAGGAGGUCACCAUACUGGCUCAGAAGAAGAAAGAUGUAUACCGGCGCAUUGUUGAGUCCGACGUGGGUGACUCAUUCUACAUCAGGACCCAUUUUGAAUAUGAGAAGGAGUCGCCGUAUGGUUUGAGCUUCAAUAAGGGCGAGGUUUUCCGAGUGGUUGAUACCCUUUACAAUGGCAAGCUGGGCUCCUGGCUCGCCAUCCGCAUCGGCAAGAACCACCAGGAAGUGGAGCGGGGCAUCAUCCCGAAUAAGAACAGGGCUGAGCAGCUGUCGAGUGUACAGUACACUCUCCCUAAGACCCCAGGAGGAGAUCGGGCUGAUUUCUGGAGGUUCCGUGGCCUGCGGAGCUCAAAACGAAACCUGAGGAAGAGCAGAGAGGAUCUUUCAGCUCAGCCCGUCCAAACCAAGUUUCCAGCUUAUGAGAGAGUGGUGCUUAGAGAAGCUGGUUUCCUGAGACCUGUGGUCAUUUUCGGACCCAUUGCGGACGUGGCAAGAGAGAAACUAUCCAGAGAGGAGGUGGACCUAUUUGAACUUGCGAAGAGUGAACCCAGAGAUGCCGGCACAGACCAGCGCAGUUCUGGAAUCAUCCGUCUCCAUACCAUUAAACAGAUCAUUGACCGAGACAAACAUGCAGUGCUGGACAUCACCCCUAACGCAGUGGAUCGGCUGAACUAUGCUCAGUGGUAUCCCAUCGUGGUGUUCCUGAAUCCGGACAGCAAGCAGGGCGUGAAGAACAUGAGGACCAGACUCUGUUCUGAGUCCAGGAAGAGUGCCAGAAAGCUGUACGAGCGCGCUCUCAAACUGAGAAAGAACAACCAUCACCUCUUCACCACCACCAUUAACUUGAACAACAUGAAUGAUGGUUGGUACGGUGCUUUGAAAGAGAAUAUCCAGCAGCAGCAGAAUCAGUUAGUUUGGGUCUCAGAGGGCAAGGCAGACGGUGCUCCUGACGAUGACCUUGACAUCCACGACGACCGCCUCUCCUACCUCUCGGCACCAGGCAGCGAGUACAGCAUGUACAGCACCGACAGCCGCCACACUUCAGACUACGAAGACACUGAUACGGAAGGCGGGGCCUACACCGACCAGGAGCUGGACGAGACCAUGAACGAUGAGGUAGGCCUGCCUAGUGAGCCGGCCAUCACGCGCUCGUCAGAGCCCGUGCGAGAGGACCCGCCCGUCAUUCAGGACGCAGCCGGGUACCCAGGCUACCAGCAUGCCGUGCCACAACCAGAGCCAGUUAACCGCAUUGACCCAGCCGGAUUUAAGAUGGCAGCGCCCCAGCAGCAAACUGAGGCCACACUGGCCUCUCCACCCCCUCCCUCUGCAGUGGCAGCAUCGCCCCCUACUGUCGAACCCACCGCGCCACUAGCGGGUACGAACCCCGAGGAGCCACCUGGCACCCCUCAGGCCGACUCCCUUAACAGCCCUGUCCCCGUUCCCGACCCCCAGCCCGAACCCGAGCUCGCUCAGCCCCCAACACACGAACCCCACCUGCCGAUUCCUCCUGGCCCAGAUCCAAAGAUGUAUAAAAAGGAUCUAUACAGCAUGGAUGAGCAAGUCCGAGUGAACCACGGCGUGAAGCCCACCCCUCCCCAGCAGCAGCAGCCUUUAGGCCCCCCCACCUCUCUAUCAUACAGCCACCAGCCUGUCUACCAGGACCAACAGCCAUACCGCCAGUACGACCACCCGCCUUACGGCUACGAUGGUGGCGGCUACUCUCAACCAAAGCCUCACAACUGCGACCUGCACCUGCACUACGACAACCGUGUGCCUCACUACAAUGAGCAGUGGAACCCUUACGACCAGCAGCAGACUUCACCGCAACCGCUGCCCAUGUCCGGCUACCAUCAGGGCCCCCAGCCUCCUCCCCAUCUGGGGUACGAACCCCGCUCUCCGUACGAGGAUGGCCCCACCAGGGAUUUCAGUCCCCUUCAGUCCCACCACGAUGGGGCGCCCCCUAUGGGCUACGACAACCGGCCACGGCACCCUAAACCCGCACCGGUGCGCUACGACGAGCCGUCUCCUCCACCCCCUCCCACAACCUCCUACGAUGCUCGCUCGCCUUUCGAACCCGAGCUGCAUGGUUUCCCAGGCAACGCGCAUCGCUUGCCAGAUCCACCAAAGCAGUAUUACAGCGAUGCUGCAAUGAGACCCUCAUACAACCAUGGACCCUUGAACCAGGCGUACAAACCUGCCCAGCACGAACCCAUAGUGAACUCAGAACCUCCCGUUCCACCACCCAAACCAGAAGCGGUCUUGUCUCUAGGGGAACAGUCUCACCCAGCAGCACCCAAACCUUUGCUACCUCCCCCCAGAGAUGAUAAUGAUGACCCCGCAAUGAAGCCCCAGUCUGUGCUAAACAGGGUCAAGAUGUUUGAGAACAAGCGCUCCGUGUCUGUAGACCGAGCCAAGGACACUGGGGACAUAACCGGUGUCAGGCCCACGGAUCUUCCCAAACCUGUGAGCACUCCAGGCCCUGUGUUCAAAGCCAACUCUCUUAGCAACCUGGAGCAGGAGAAACCCUCUUACAGAGCCCCGGAGCCCCAGAAACCUCAGAUACGUGUAGGGGAUGAUGUGAUCCGCUCCAACCACUAUGAUCCGGAGGAAGAUGAGGAAUACUACAGGAAACAGCUGUCUUACUUUGACCGUCGCAGUUUUGACAACAAGGCCAUUAAUCAACCCAACCCUGGAAUCAACCGCUUCAUUGAGCCCCCCAAACCAUCACAGCCCCAGAUAGCAUACCCUUUCACCAGGACGGAGUCUUCAGAGAAGGUGAGCCCUGUGGACAAGAGAUACGAGCCUUUGCCACCCGUCAACCCGUCACCUGCUCCAUAUAGCCAGGGCACCCCUGCUGCUCCACCCGCAUCCCUGCCCAAACUCACCAACAUAGAUGUGAAUUCAGUGCCAGAUCCUCACAGUUCUCCCAAAGCCAAACCGGACCUGUCCACUCUCAGAGCUCCCGCUCGGGACGACCCCAUCCAGACCAGCUACCUGCCCCCGAAGUCUUCUGUCAACGGCACUGACGCUCCUCCCAAAACACUUGCUGUCCCUACCAGCUACAACCGCUACGUCCCCAAGCCUUACACGAGCACCGCCCGACCCUUCGAGCGCAAGUUCGAGAGCCCCAAAUUCAACCACAACCUGCUUCCCAAUGACACGCAGUCCAAGCCCAGUGUGAACAACAACCUGAAACCUCAGAUCUCACCGCAACCCCUGGACACUGACAGCGGAGUGGACACUUUCACACGCACCAUGGACAACAGGCCCAAAUAUCAGCACAACAACAUUAACGCCAUUCCCAAGGCCAUACCCGUCAGCCCUAGUGCACUGGAUGACGAUGACGAAGAUGAAGGUCACACGGUGGUUGCCACAGCGCGAGGCAUCUUUAAUUGUAAUGGUGGGGUGUUGAGCUCCAUAGAGACCGGAGUCAGCAUCAUCAUUCCUCAAGGAGCCAUCCCAGAUAGUGUGGAGCAAGAGAUCUACUUCAAAGUGUGCAGGGACAACAGCAUUCUGCCACCUCUGGACAAAGAGAAAGGUGAAACUCUGCUCAGUCCCCUGGUGAUGUGCGGCCCUCACGGUCUGAAAUUCCUGAAGCCCGUGGAACUGCGUCUCCCACACUGUGCGUCUAUGACACCUGAUGGUUGGUCUUUUGCUCUAAAAUCCUCCGACUCCUCGUCGGGUGACCCCAAAUGCUGGCAAAACAAGUGUCUACCAGGGGACCCCAAUUACCUGGUGGGCGCAAACUGUGUCUCUGUGCUGAUCGACCACUUCUGAAGAGCGCAACAGCUGGUCUGUUACUGAACGGGAAUGUUUGGACUGAGGACGCGAGGAAGACCCCCCCCCCCCCUUCUCCCAGUACUACUACUCAGGGGGAGGGAUUUGCACCACUUUAUGAAGUAUUAAUUAUUUCCCCUUUGACGGGGCCGAAUAUAUCUUGGAGGACAAGGAUAGUGCUGAUAGCACAGUGCUGUGGAGCUUUUCCUUUUAUUUUCCAUUUGUUUUUGCCUUUUUCUUUACCUUUUGGUGCUUGAAGACUUGCAAAAAAAAUUCUGAAUAAAUGAAUUACUGAAGAAAUCGAACUGUUAACAGAAUGCAUGACCUGUGCCACAAACAAUCCCAUUUUUGACAUUUGUAGCCUCUUUUUCUCCAGAUAAUUAGAGAAGUCUUGAGCGGAACCGGAAAAAAGAAAUGAAAAAUUUAGUAAUUAGUUUCUACGUAUUUGAAGUGAAUCCUACUAUUGUGCUCACAAACAGAAAAGUGGAUGUAUGUAGAACGUUUUUGUUUGUGAAGUCCACGGUCAUUUGGUUUCCAUGGAAUGCUGUUACGGAUCUUUUGCAGAUCUAGAAAAAAUACACAAGUUAGGUCUGGGAAAUGAAGAACAAUUGCGACGUUGUGAUGUGAAGGACUGCUUCUUGCUGUUGAAAUAUGACUGUUGCACUCACUUGCUGUAGGACUUCCCUUUCUGGCGAAAACAAAAAAUGGGCUCUCUCUCUCUCUCUACACGUUUUGAAGCGAUCUUUUCUAGUGAUGUUUUACCGUAGAUCCCAUAACUGACUGGUUUUCACGAAACUCCUGCUGUCUAGAGAUCUAUGCAUGUGCUAUGACUCAGGUCCAAACGCCUGCUACUAAGUUGAGUACUCAGACCUACCCAUCAUACACUGCAAGCAGUGAUGCCUUAUCUGCAUUUUUUUUUUUUUCUCGUUAUUUUGACCCAAAAGACUAGCAAACAUCGAAUUUCUGUUACAGAAGUUACGUGUCGGAUCUGAAAUUUCCGCACCAUAAUGAAGUCGGUUAACUGGGAUAUUUAACACACAAAUAAAUACGUCUGAUCAACA